UUGAGGUAUGUUAAGCUUAACAGCUUUAAUUGGCAAACAAAACCUUCAGAGCAGAACGUUUUCAGAGAUGAAAUCGGUUGGAUAAGAAAGCUUCAUCGACGUACAAUGGCGGAUUCGCUAUUCGGGAGGAUUCUUGCAAAAGCUGACGUUUUUUACCGCCAUCAACAAAACGAUGAACCUGAUCUCACAGAGGGUGAUAAGCGUGGAAUUCUUGAAGAUUUGAUGACCACCAACAAAGCAUUGUUUUUUUUGCAGAGGUAUGGCCAAUACAUGGACGCAAGUGACUGUGUCUUAUUUCGAGACGAAGGUGAUCCACUCAUACAGUGGAUGAUGAAGAAGCGGCGAUAUUUGAUGCUACAAAAGCUGAAGGAAAAGGGAACAUAUUUCUCCGAUGAGAAGAUGAGAGAACGCGAACCGUAUCUCUACGACGUGAUGGUGGGGAAAUUCACUUCUGAGAAAGGUUGGUUUUUUCCUUUCCAAGGCGCAGUCCUGUGGUACUCCAGCCACUGA
Cooperia oncophora is the source of this 510-nucleotide messenger RNA. The record is from the annotation of a GenBank genome assembly. NCBI's taxonomy places the organism in Eukaryota, Metazoa, Nematoda, Chromadorea, Rhabditida, Trichostrongylidae.